Molecule: messenger RNA, 2697 nt
Organism: Rhinichthys klamathensis goyatoka
Lineage: Eukaryota; Metazoa; Chordata; Actinopteri; Cypriniformes; Leuciscidae
Gene: slc7a3a
Product: solute carrier family 7 member 3a
Exons: 12
Coding region: 187-2121 (644 amino acids)
Biological process (GO): amino acid transport; transmembrane transport
Cellular component (GO): plasma membrane
Molecular function (GO): amino acid transmembrane transporter activity
Source: RefSeq, a predicted model, not a curated record
GACUGAAGCUGAGGAUGAGGUCAGGCGUGAUCACUCGCACACGGUCAACCAGACUAGGUAAAUACAACAAACUGAAGUUAUCGGCACCGUCGCAUCAGAAACCAAGAGACAUAAGUAAAAGAGGGCUCCUAGGAACCAGCACAACAAAGAACCUUACCAGAUUUGACACCUCAUUCCACAUUAACCAUGGUGGACAAAAUUGCCUCGUUUGGACACGCGCUGCUGCGCCGUCGUGCUCUGAACUGCUCUGGGGAGGAAACGCGGUUCGCUCGGUGUCUGUCCACUCUUGAUCUGGUGGCACUCGGGGUGGGCUCCACACUUGGCGCUGGAGUGUAUGUGCUGGCUGGGGAGGUUGCGAGAGAGAAGGCUGGUCCUGCUAUCGUCUUAUGCUUCCUUGUGGCCGCACUUUCCUCUAUGCUUGCUGGACUGUGCUAUGCAGAAUUCGGUGCACGAGUCCCUAAGACAGGGUCUGCUUACUUGUACAGCUAUGUAACAGUGGGAGAAAUCUGGGCCUUCAUCACUGGUUGGAACCUCAUCCUCUCUUAUGUUAUAGGCACAGCUAGUGUGGCGCGAGCUUGGAGCUCUACGUUCGAUAACUUAAUCGAGCAGAAGAUCUCGAACUUCUUCAGGGCUUCCAUGGCCAUGAAGGUUCCUGGGAAGGUUCUUGCGGAAUAUCCGGACCUAUUUGCCCUCAUUCUCAUCCUGCUACUGACUGGACUGCUUGCUUUUGGUGUAAGCGAGUCUGCUCUGGUGAACAAGAUCUUCACUGGGAUCAACCUGAUUGUGCUGGGCUUUGUCAUCAUCUCUGGCUUUGUCAAAGGCAACACAGCAAACUGGAACCUCACAUAUCAAGACUUUGUCAAUGAUACAAAUAUUACAGAACCAGAACGGGUAGAAAGGAUAUUUGGAAGUGGAGGUUUCGCUCCGUUCGGCUUCAGUGGCGUCUUAUCUGGCGCAGCCACCUGUUUCUACGCCUUUGUUGGCUUUGAUUGCAUUGCUACAACAAGUGAGGAAGCCAAGAACCCAAUGCGCUCCAUCCCUGUGGGAAUCGUGGCCUCUCUGCUCAUUUGCUUCUUUGCUUACUUUGGUGUGUCAGCUGCUCUUACUCUCAUGAUGCCCUAUUACAAACUCAACACCCAGAGUCCCCUGCCCGAGGCCUUCAGUUACGUGGGCUGGGCACCGGCACGCUAUAUUGUAGCUGUGGGUUCACUCUGUGCCCUCUCAACAAGCUUGUUGGGCUCCAUGUUCCCCAUGCCUCGAGUGAUCUACGCUAUGGCAGAGGACGGACUGCUCUUCCGUUCCCUUUCCAGGAUGAACAAGAGAACCAGAACUCCACUGCUGGCGACUGCUGUGUCUGGAAUAGUAGCAUCUCUCAUGGCAUUUCUGUUUGAUUUGGCUGCAUUGGUUGACCUCAUGUCCAUAGGAACAUUGCUUGCAUACUCUCUGGUGGCCGUGUGUGUCCUCAUUCUCAGAUAUCAGCCAGGCAACCUGAGCUCUUCCAGUCAGACUGAGAAACUGGUGGAACUGGUCGGUGGCGAGAAAGUGGCCGUAUGUGGAGACAGUGGAGAUGAAUAUGGCACAGAGCUGGAUGACAAUUCCCGCAAAGAGAAAUUCUCCCUGAAACUCCUCCUGGUUCCCUCCAAGGACUUGCCAACCGAAAUGUCGGGAACUAUCGUCUACGGCACAACUGCUGUUAUCUCUGCGCUGAUCACCGCGCUGUGUGUGGUAUUGGCUCUGCGUCUGGAAGCCAUCGUGAAUCUUGAGAUUGUGUGGGUGAUGACGUGUGUCAUUCUGGUCCUGCUGUGCAUCCUGUGUGUCAUUGUGAUCUGUAGGCAGCCUGAGAGCAAGGAAGCUCUCACCUUCAAGGUGCCUCUGUUACCUUGGCUGCCUCUGUUCAGUAUCUUUGUCAACAUCUAUCUCAUGAUGCAGCUGGACAUGGCCACCUGGUGCCGCUUCUCUGUGUGGAUGGGCAUCGGUUUCGUAAUCUACUUCGGCUAUGGUAUCCGGAACAGCACAGAGGCCAUGAACAGCUCCCUCCGAAAAUACGAGCCAGCCCUUCAGAACAAAAGCCCCAUAUAUCUAGGCGUUGAAGAGAGUGAAGUGGAGGGCAUUUCCCCUUGAUAGGGAGAGAGAACGACGGGCAUAUAAAUGUUCGUUAAAGUCUAUAUUUGAUGUGAAAAUCAUGCCUCAUUUAUUGAAGAGACUGCCCCAAACAUCUCAAUUGAAAAAAGGAUUUCUCAUCCUCUCAAAAUUAUCAGGGUCCUCUUAGAAAAUCCCUAAGAGUUUUCCGUUAGAGGUCGUCGUGCAGCUUUGGCGCUUCAGUACUGUAGAUGCUGGUUUAAAUGUCCCUGUGUCUGCUGCUGUAAUCACUAGUACUGUUAUGGCUAUAUUGUCUGGCGGACAAUGAGCUGACUGUGUAAAGGGUAUUUUUGUUUUUCGUGUUCGAGCUCCAAGCACAUUGUUUGUGCUCUAAACUAAAGCAUUUGGAUUCUGAAUCCAAAAUGGUCUCCUUCUGCCUCCUGGUUUUUCAGCAUGAGGUCCUGAAUUACAACAGGGACCCCUAGUGUUCACCGUGCAGAAUGUGAAAAUGGCAAGAGAGUAUCGGUGGUCAUUUGUUACUGUCAGGUUGAAGAAUUGAAACUGAAAAAAAAGUGUUAUUGGACAUUAUAAAAUCCCAUGUGUAUGAGAGUUGAAUGU